AAUGAGAGUAUUAUAUUUGUUCUUAAUUAGCGUAUUUCUGGUUUGUGUUUACGCACAACGAGGAAGAAUUGUUGGUGGUGAUGACGCUGAAAUUGAAAAUUAUCCAUAUCAAAUUUCUUUGCAAUUAAAAGGACAACAUUUUUGUGGAGGUUCAAUUUAUAAACCUAAUGUUAUUAUAACAGCAGCUCAUUGUGUUGUUGGACGAGAAGCAAAAGAUUUAAACAUUAGAGCUGGUUCGAAAAAUAGAGAAAGUGGUGGUGUUGUAAUUAAAGUUAAAGAAAUAAUUUCUGCAGAGGAAUGGAAUGAACAAACAAUUGAUAAUGAUAUUGCAAUAAUAGUAUUAGCAGAAAAUCUUCAGUAUUCAAAUAAAAUUCAACCAAUUGAAUUAGCAAAAGAAGAACCAAAGGCAGGAAAAUUGGCAAAGAUUUCAGGAUGGGGCUUACUAAAAGAAGGUGGUAGAGAAUCACCAUUAAUAUUAAAAGCAAUUACAAUUGCAAUAUGGGACAGGAACGAUUGCAAUAUAUUAGUUGGAGAACGGUUGACAAAAAAUAUGAUUUGUGCCGGUAUUAAAGAAGGUGGUCAAGGACCUUGCCAAAUGGAUUCUGGUGGACCAGUAGUUGUCGAUGGUAAAUUGGUUGGAGUUGUCUCAUGGGCUAUAGGAUGUGCUAGACCUAAUAUGCCAUCUGUUUUCGCAAACGUUCCAAGAUAUAUAGGUUGGAUUUCGUCAAAGUUAUCUUAAUAAUAAAAAUGGUUGUAUAUAAUUUUUUAAUAAUAAGAAAGUGG
Molecule: messenger RNA, 783 nt
Organism: Condylostylus longicornis
Lineage: Eukaryota; Metazoa; Arthropoda; Insecta; Diptera; Dolichopodidae
Product: trypsin Blo t 3-like
Exons: 1
Coding region: 2-739 (245 amino acids)
Biological process (GO): proteolysis
Molecular function (GO): serine-type endopeptidase activity
Source: RefSeq, a predicted model, not a curated record